AUGACUCGUACGACCACCCACGUCCUGCUCCUCCUUCUCGCGUCAGCGACGACAGCGUCGGUGGGAGCCCAGCAAUGUCGACUCAUAGCCCAUAACGACGCGGGGAGCGUGCCUACCCGGACUUCUGGGUCCGGCGGGGGAUCGCCCGCAUCGAUCUCAGCGACGGCCACCGGCGCACAGCCUUCCGCUUCCGCAGCGUCCACAAACGCCUCUUCUUUCGAUUACGGGAGGGAUGUGAUCAGAGGGGUGAACCUGGGCGGGUGGUUCGUGCUAGAGCCAUGGAUCACUCCGAGCAUAUUUGAGAACACGAAUGAUACCGACGUUGUCGACGAAUAUACAUUUGGCCAGCUGCUAGACUCGAAUUAUGCCUCCAGCGCAUUGCAGCAACAUUGGGACACGUGGAUCACAGAGGACGACUUCAAGGCCAUCAAGGCAGCGGGCCUCAACCAUGUGCGAAUACCAGUAGGCUACUGGUCCGUGCCUAUCACGUCCGCCGACACGAGCUACUCGACGGAUGUCUCACCGUACGUCACCGGCGCAUGGCCCUACCUUCUUCGCGGCCUGCACUGGGCGAACGAGAAUUCGGUCCACGUCAUUCUGGAUUUGCAUGGCGCUCCAGGAUCGCAGAAUGGUUUCGAUAAUUCUGGGCGGAGGGGCUCCGCGGAUUGGGCGAACAACUCGACGAAUAUAGACCGGACGCUGGACAUUAUCCGAUUUAUUGCCGACAAGGUCGGCGGCUUGGUGAACGUCGUGGAAUUGCUCAACGAACCCGCUGGGUGGGAUUCGAACAUCAAUGCUGCCAUUGGACCCUAUUGGAGGGAUGGUUACUCUGUUGUCCGAAACGUCACAGGAAUGGAGAACCAUGUCAUGAUCGGUGAUGCCUUCUUGGGCGUGGAUGAUUGGCAGAACUUCCUUCUCCCUCCAGAAGGGCAGGGAGUAAUCAUGGACUACCAUCAGUACCAGAUUUUCAAUACCGACCAAAUCGAGCUUUCGGAGGACCAGCACAUAAAUUAUACUUGUCAAAUCAAUGCCACGCUAGCACCGUACGCCAAGUCUAACCUAAUGACUAUCACGGGAGAGUGGUCGAACGCCAUCACGGACUGCGCGAAAUGGCUGAACGGACGCAAUGUCGGAGCCCGAUGGGAUGGUAGCUACGCUUCCGGAGAGACCGCUUAUGGCAGCUGCAACGGCAUGACGGGAAACUACUCGACGUUCAGCGCCGACUACAAGACCUUCCUCAGAAAAUUCUGGGAGGCGCAGGUCGCAGUCGGCGAGAGUGUACAAGGAUGGAUAUUUUGGACGUGGAAGGCUGAGAACGCGGACGAUUGGAGCUAUCAGAAGGGUCUCGAGGGCGGCUGGAUACCGCAAGACCCGACGGACAGAAUGUACCCAGACAUUUGUUCCGGCAGCUCGAGCUCGUAG
Messenger RNA from Fomitopsis serialis, 1422 nucleotides. RefSeq names its product glycoside hydrolase. The record is from RefSeq and is a predicted model, not a curated record. The transcript has 9 exons. Bases 1 to 1422 code for a protein of 473 amino acids. NCBI's taxonomy places the organism in Eukaryota, Fungi, Basidiomycota, Agaricomycetes, Polyporales, Fomitopsidaceae. Gene Ontology annotation, cellular component: cell surface; extracellular region. Gene Ontology annotation, biological process: glucan catabolic process. Gene Ontology annotation, molecular function: beta-glucosidase activity.